AUGGGCACGAUAUGCUGGACGGUCCAGCUCACCCCGCAGAUCUGGAAGAGCUGGCGCACAAAGUCGACGGAGGGCCUCUCGCCGUGGUUGUGUUUUGUGGGGCCCGCCGCGGGGUUCAUGGGCGUCUACGCGAUCGUGCAGGACCUCAACGUCCCGCUCAUCGUGCAGCCGCAGCUCUUCGGCGCGCUCUGCCUCGCGUCGUGGGCGCAGUGCCAGUACUACGGCGCGCCGCGGCGCCCGCGCGCGGUCUGUGUGGCGCUGUACGGCGCGGCACUCGCGGGGCUGGCGGGGUUCCAGGGCGGGAUGGUGUAUGCGGUGCGGGGGGGACGGCGCGCGGUCGAGGCGUUUGGGAUCAUCUCGUCGGUCGUACUCUCGCUUGCGCUCUUCCCGCAGUACUACGAGAUCUACGUGCACCGCGAGGUCGUCGGGCUCUCCGUGCCGUUCAUGGCCGUCGACAUGCUCGGCGGCGUCCUGAGCGACCUCUCGCUCGCGUGGCGGCCCCCGCCGUUCGCCGCGGUCGCCGCGCUCAGCUACUCGCUCGUCGUCCUCUUCGACGGCCUCGUGCUCCUCGCCGCGGCGGUCCUCAACCCGCUCGCCAGGCGCCGCCGCAAGCGGGCCGAGGCUGCCGCGUCCGUCGAGGCGCAGGACGGGCGCGGCGACGUCGACGGCCGGACUCGCGCUCGGGCUGAUGACGCACGCGGAGAUGCAGAUUCGGGGUUGAUGGCUAGUGACUAGCAGAGGCUCGGUGCGCUCGCAUGCUGUGCGGGAUGUACUGGAGGCGGCGGACGGGGACGCGGAGACGCCGCGAUGAUGCAGGGGAUGAAUCCGGUGGAGAGUGUGCGGAACGGGCUCGAGGGGGUGGUGUAGAGCUGAGACAGGCCGCGGUUGGGGAAGACAGAAAGGUACGGUUGAGUCUGAUCAUGGCACGGUCGACGUCGUAUCGCAUACUAGUACUCACGAUGCAUGGCUGAUCUAGUCGCCAGGCCUGAUCUAUUUCGCCCGCUCGGGUACGAAUCCGAUGUAUGAAUGUAUGGGUUGGGUGCGUACUGGACUGCGUAAAGCGUACGAUACUCUGGAAGCUGAACGUUGCACAGUCGUCCGCGCGAAGGAUAUAGAUACUCCCGACCCA
Messenger RNA from Fomitopsis serialis, 1129 nucleotides. RefSeq lists its product as uncharacterized. The transcript is spliced from 5 exons. The coding region runs from base 1 to 735 and encodes 244 amino acids. NCBI's taxonomy places the organism in Eukaryota, Fungi, Basidiomycota, Agaricomycetes, Polyporales, Fomitopsidaceae. The record is from RefSeq and is a predicted model, not a curated record.